AUGGUGUCCAGCUUUGAAAUUCCUAAGAAGAUUUAUGCGACUUCAGUUUACGAGGAUCCACCAGGUCAUAUAAAAGUGAACUGGUCCGAUAAUCACCUGGGCGAAUAUCCUAAAUCUUGGCUUGAAAGUCACCAGUUUCCUAGCGAGUUACGGAUGAGCAACAAAGUUCUCACUUUCAGAAAAUACAGACAUUCGCGCGACUCUGAAUUGCACCCCUGUGUAGAUUACGAAGCAGUCAUGAACACAAAUGAAGGUCUCAGUGGGUGGCUGCAACAUGUCGUCGAUUGGGGAUACUGCUUGGUCAAAGGUGUUCCUGUCACUCCAGAGGCAACCAAAGAAUUGUUGGAAAGGAUAGCUUUUAUUCGGGAGACACACUACGGCGGCUUCUGGGACUUUACGUCUGAUCUAACCUUCAAAGACACGGCGUAUACUGACGAAGCACUCGGAGCACAUACAGAUAAUACAUACUUUACAGACCCGGCCAGACUUCAAUUAUUCCAUCUUCUGGAACACACACAAGGAGAAGGCGGGAAAACAUUACUCGUGGACGGGUUUUAUGCAGCAUGGCGUAUGUUAUUGGAGGAUCCUCAAAAUGUAGAGGCAUUCACGGACUACGCACAGCCCUGGCAUUCAAGUGGUAAUGAGCAUGUCAGCAUUCAACCAUAUAGAUAUUUCCCAGUCUUUGAGCGGGAUCCGACGAACGCGAGACUGAUGCGGAUUCGAUGGAACAACUAUGAUCGUGCGGCGAAGAUUGAUUGGACGUCUAAGAUGGCGAUGCAUUGGUAUAAGGCUGCGCGAUAUUGGAACGCACUUAUCCACCGACGGAAUCACCAGAAAUGGUUGCAACUUGAACCGGGCACGGCAUUACUCUUUGAUAAUUGGAGGAUGCUUCACGGCCGCUCUGAAUUCACUGGAAAGCGCAGGUUGUGCGGUGGCUACAUAAACAACGACGAUUUUCUCUCGCGCUUCCGUUUGUUGAAGAACGGUAGAGAAAAGGUGUUGAACGAUAUAGGUACAUAUAAUACUCGGCAGAGUCUUUGA
This is a messenger RNA of Talaromyces amestolkiae, 1041 nucleotides long. RefSeq lists its product as uncharacterized. NCBI's taxonomy places the organism in Eukaryota, Fungi, Ascomycota, Eurotiomycetes, Eurotiales, Trichocomaceae. The transcript has 8 exons. Bases 1 to 1041 code for a protein of 346 amino acids. The record is from RefSeq and is a predicted model, not a curated record. Gene Ontology annotation, molecular function: iron ion binding; trimethyllysine dioxygenase activity. Gene Ontology annotation, biological process: carnitine biosynthetic process. Gene Ontology annotation, cellular component: mitochondrion.